Molecule: messenger RNA, 348 nt
Organism: Sphenostylis stenocarpa
Lineage: Eukaryota; Viridiplantae; Streptophyta; Magnoliopsida; Fabales; Fabaceae
Source: the annotation of a GenBank genome assembly
AUGUGUCAGAAUUACUACAACACAACCCACGUGGUCCCACACAACAACACCGUUGAUGCUUACCCCGCAAUCAACGUUGGGAUCAAAGGACGACUCAGAUCAAAUUUUAAACCAAUUCCACCAACUGAUCAUCGCCACGUGCCAUUUGAUGCGUUGGAUUCCACUACCCCUCUUGGUUUAAAGUGGUAUCGUCUCUUCUUCAAGCACCUUAGUUUUUUGAUGGCUGGGUUUGAACAGCAAGUGAAGGACAGAGCCAAGGAGCUCAAGGUCUUGCUCAAGAAAGGAGUGAAGAUUGUGGGAGAUUCAUGCAAGAAGGGCUGGAACAAAGUCAAACAUAUCAAACGCUGA